This is a messenger RNA of Fukomys damarensis (Damara mole-rat), 1142 nucleotides long. Its product is annotated as FXYD domain-containing ion transport regulator 4. Gene Ontology annotation, biological process: potassium ion transmembrane transport; regulation of sodium ion transmembrane transporter activity. Gene Ontology annotation, cellular component: membrane. Lineage: Eukaryota; Metazoa; Chordata; Mammalia; Rodentia; Bathyergidae. The transcript has 9 exons. Bases 300 to 593 code for a protein of 97 amino acids. Gene Ontology annotation, molecular function: sodium channel regulator activity. The record is from RefSeq and is a predicted model, not a curated record.
UGGCCGUGAAGUGAGCAUUUGUUCCACCACCUGCCCCUACAGGGAUCUACUGCCCCGGGCUAUGGGCCAGAGACCCGCAACACUGACUUACUCCAGCACUGCUCUCUGUGAGCUGGCACAUUUCAGGAGCAGCAUUCAGGCUGAGUAGCCUGCUUGGCCAGGGAUCACCACAUGCCUCCUGCAUGCACAUUCCUGCUCAGAACCCAGAAGACACAGACGCACUGGGCUCUGAAUUCUUAUUGCUACAACAGGGAAGGUGAGGUGAGACAAGAACCACCACCCACAAGGACAGUGCACCCAUGGGAAGCCAAGCCCUGCCUGCAACUGGUGCCAUGGCAGCAGUGACCCAGGGCUUCCUCCUGGAACUGGCAGACCUACCUUCCAUAGAAACCAGUGACCUAUUUGAGGAGAGUCCCUUCUACUACGACUGGGAGAGUCUGCAGCUAGGUGGCAUGAUCUUCGGGGGGCUCCUGUGCAUCGCUGGGAUCGCCUGGGUCCUGAGUGGCAAGUGUAAAUGCAAGCGGAGCAAGGGGCACAGCCCCCUACCCGAGAAGGGUACUUCAAUCCUCACGGCAGGUGUCAGUGCUUGCUGAGCCCAGGACCAGCCUAGUGGAACUCACUGCCCACAGCCUCACCUCUGGCUCCCUCCUAGGAUGGCCUGAUCCCUUCUGGAGCUCAUUUAUCUAUUAAACAGUCUCCACCAUGCCUGUGGCCUCAUGGCCUCUGUGGGUCACCCGGGAAAGUCGAGGUACACUCAGUGGUCUCCUGUAGCCCCAUUUCACCUCCUACCUUGAACCCUAUCCCUCACAUGACCCAUGGCUGGGCUCCCCACAGCAAGCCCACAGGGGCUCAAGGCCAUGUAAGGCCACAGAAUUAUAACACAAAGAUCCCCAGUUUCCAGCCUUGCCCUGAAGACCCAAGGAGCCCAUGGCCCAGAACAACCCGAUGGCCACCCUUCUGAGAGCACCGAGAACCCCCUCACCCAGCACCUGGCCCCUGGUCCUGUGACUCUAGGUGGCAGUUCCUUUGAGCCCCCCGCUCCAGCAGUCAACACAGCACAGGGAACACUCACCCCUAGUUUCCUUGAGACCCCAGUUAGAGCCACAGCCAAGAUCCCUGAAGCUGGCAGCUUUAGAGCCCAA